Mugil cephalus (flathead mullet) is the source of this 3672-nucleotide messenger RNA. It is a transcript of the gene rassf5, whose product is annotated as Ras association domain family member 5. Gene Ontology annotation, cellular component: nucleus. Lineage: Eukaryota; Metazoa; Chordata; Actinopteri; Mugiliformes; Mugilidae. The coding region runs from base 33 to 1667 and encodes 544 amino acids. The transcript is spliced from 6 exons. The record is from RefSeq and is a predicted model, not a curated record. Gene Ontology annotation, biological process: signal transduction.
GCUCGGCGUCAGUACUACACGCGUAACAAGAGAUGAGAGUUGAGUUUACAUUCAAGGCACGGAGGGAAAACACACAGCAGACACACACACAGUCCAAACUGACAAACACAAGCGUUGUAAAGGAGAACGGGACAAUGGCGUCUGUGAGUGUGGUGGGGCAGCACCCGGGUCCGCACAGGCUGGACUCGGAACCGCUGCUCUUCUUGAAAGUGUCCGACUGCAGGAAGAGAAUCACCAUGUCGAGGAGAUCAUCCCGGGAGAAGAUGAGCUACGGGAGAGGUGGCACUUUUGAAGCGGAGUCAGCAACUCAGUCUUCGUCUCCGGGUCCUGCGCUGGAAACGGCGGCGAGAGGAGGAAGGAUGCCCGCUGAAGGAUGCGGGGCUCCGGCUGGUCACGCUGCGCCACGUAGCCCGGGCGGAGGAGACGAGGGCACCGUCGCGACACGGAAAAGUCAAAGCUGGCGCUCAACCGAUGACUGCAACAGAAACAUCGGCUGUGACACAAACUACGUAUCGGCUUCUCGGAGGGGGACAUCUUUGACGAGCUCGGGCAUCACUGUCAUGCCAAACGGAUCGGCGGCGCACGGACACAGGAGAGCGUGCCGGCAGCGAGACGAGCCACACGGGAGACGGGACUCUCGGAAUGGAGAGAGCGGCGCUCUGCUCCUGGAGCGGCUCACACAGGGAAAAACCGGAGUCGUGAAACUGGCCAGACCAGAACCUCGCCGCCUGGAGGCCUGGACCAUCUUCACUAAGGAGGGGAUGGACCCCCGGGUGAGGACCGAGAAGGGAGAAGGACACCGGUUCGUGACCAGGUCGGUUACGCAGGACUUCUGUGACGCCUGUAGCCGACAGAUCACAGCGCAAGCACUCAAGUGUCAAAACUGCAGCUACACCUGCCACCUGGAGUGUGAGAGUCAGAUCCAGCUUGACUGCAACCAGAGGGACAGAAAGCCAGAAGAAACUCCAUCUCCCAGAACCCAGUGCUCCUCCACAGCUCCUCAGCACCAGAAGAAUGAGGCAAAGGAGGAGGAGGUGGGUGGCACAAAAGACCUGUCAGAAGAAGAAGUCCGCUCCAGAAUAGAGGACUAUAAUGCUCAAGUCUCUGAAAAUGGCAUGACGCUGGCUAAAGAUGGCUCCUACACAGGUUUCAUUAAGGUCCACCUGAGGCUCAGUCGACCCGUCACCGUACCCGAGGGAAUGUCCAGGCAAGGGCAGGAGUCAAAAGACAGCGGGCACACUGAAAAAAGAACUUCUUUCUACCUACCAUGCGACUGUGUGAAGCAGCUCCACAUCAGCUCUCUGACCACCACAAGAGAGGUCAUUGAGGGCUUGCUGAAAAAGUUCAUGGUGUUGGACAAUCCUUGCAAGUUUGCAUUGUACAGGCAGACGCACCGCGAUGGACAGGACCUGUUCCAGAAGCUUCCUCCAUACGAGCGACCUCUGCUUCUGCGCCUGAUUGCAGGACCAGACCCAGAUCAGCUCAGCUUUAUUCUUAAGGAGAAUGAGACUGGAGACGUGGAGUGGCAUGGAUUCUCAGUCCCUGAGCUUCAGAACUUCCUGGUAAUUCUGAAGAAAGAGGAGGCGGAACGCGUACAAGCAGUGAGGCAAAAAUACACCGUUUACCGACAGAAACUAGAGCAGGCCCUAAAACAACAUGACCCCUGACCCCCUCACCUGUUACCUUAUGACUUCAACCCAGGGACAGGUUGACCAACACCCUCCAGCCCCCACCCCCGCUGGUCUAUUCAGAGAAUGGAGUCUGAGCUGAACUUCUCGCUGCCCUCCACAUAUACACACAAAUCACACACAAGUUGCAUAUCCUUUCUCAGGACGCAUAUGAGCCGCCCCAACCCCCUGCCCCCUACCCUCCCUCUCCACCACACAUACGUCUACUCCCCGUGGAGAGGAUCAGGAGUUAAAAGCGACUUGAAAGGCUACAGGGUGUGUGGUCUUUGCACUGAUUGGACUACUAGUGUAUUCAUUGCCAAGGACACACACACACAUACACAAACAACACACACACACACAGGAAGGCCUGUACUGUAAAUCAUCAGGGCCUGAUUAGAAUCAACGGUGUUUUUAAAGAUUCUUCUGCUACCGCUGCUGCUGCUGCUACUGCAAGUGUUACUUAUGCAUGAGUCUCUCUCAGCUCAUCUCCUCCGCACAUAGACUUAGGAUUAAUACAGAAGGCAUGAUUACUUUUUUCUCAUCUUGCUGGCAUGGAAGGACAAUCAUACUGUGUGUUUCUUUACUUUUCUUUCAUGGAAGUGAUGUAUUAUAUUUGUAGCCGGGAUAUGAAACGUAUGUGAGAAAGGAGUCACGGCUUCGCAAUCAAGUGGAGGCACAAGAAAGUGAGAUUAGCUCUCUUGAUUUUUCUCAGGAAGCAUGUGUUGAGCUAAGAGAAAACUAAAAGGGGGAAAGAGAACCCUUCUUCCAUUUAACAGAACCCUAUUUUAGCAUAUCUAUUCUUAUUUGCCCAUGUGAAUGCCAUGUGAAAAGAAUGCACUGGCACGAGACAGAUCCUCAAUCGUGCCUGAUUAGCGUGUCUCGCUCCUCCAAAACAAACACACAGUCUCCUUCUUAGAUGAUAACAGUCAUCCAAUUUCCCUUUGCUUAAAACCUGCAAUCCACCAAAUCCAACACACUUCAUACGCACACUGUUAUUGUAUCCGGGUUUGAAUGUGAGAGGACUUUUACACCAAAGCUCAGAGGGUCAGAAACAUCAAGAAGGUUUGGAAGUUUGUUAAAUUAAAGGUGGUGUAUGUAAAAAAGGAAAAAAACAACCAGCCUCUGUUUUGCACAUAAACAGUAGAUGUACGUCACUGAACAGCCAACGUCUCUAGGCCGAGGCUUGCAUUUAUGCUUUUGUUUUUUUGUUUUUUUUCGCCUUCCAUCCUAAACUUGGAAAAAAAAAGUAUACAUAAAAGCAAAGAUAAAAAAAGAAACUAAAAUAUAUCAAAUUCCUGAUAAUAGCUAUGAUGUACCAAUGACGUGUUUGCAAUGCAUAUUUAACAUGUAGACACUGGAGAAAGAGUGACACGUUUGUUGUUAAUAUGAAUAAUAUUAAUUUUAUAAUAGCAGGUGGCUGGUGUGUGUGUGUGUGUGUAUGUGUGUGUGUGUGUGUGUGCUCAUCCAGGGCAGAGAGGAUAAUGUGAUUAUUAUUUUAAAAAUGUCAUCAGCGCUCCCUCGUUCAGCCCAUUGGGUGCACAUUCGGAGCAAAGUGCAUGUAUCAUUAACUGAAUUAAUUUAACCAAAAUGUUUGAAAACAAUGUGUCUUCAUUCCAUAGAAAUACUGGUAUAUGAGGCCUGUUGUCCAUAAGCACAUGCUUUUCUUUUUUCUUUCUUUUUUUUUUCUUUUUAACCAUCACCACCCAAAGCCCAAGCUGUUCCUGCUGGCAGUGCCUUUUGUUUCAUGUGCCCCUCUGUGUAUCCAUGUAAGGUGUGUUUCAGCACACAGGUGCCUGAGUAUAUGUGUGGGUGCUUUUUGCAUGUGUGCAAAUCUGUGUUUCUUGGGUGGUGUUGUCAUUCUUCUUUUCUGUCUCCCCCACCCCCUGGCUCCACCCCCAACUCUCACCUCUUUCCAACAAAUCCUCUGUGCGAGUGUGUGUGUGUGUGUGUGUGUGUGUGUGUGUGUGUAUGUGCGAGUGUGUUAUUUAUUUCAUAGUUCACA